GUUAGUUAGUAAGUUACUGAAAAUGGCGCUGUCCAUGACUCAUUUGAUUUUGCAAUGCAUGAAGAAAUGGAACAGCAUCAAUUUGUCAACGUGACAUCACCUUGGAAUGUCCAGGGUCCCUAUGAUAUCAACUGUAUUCUUCAGAUUCAUCAACAAGAUGAAAGUUCAGAGCUGCCGCUAGCUUCAACGCAUAGCAUCAAGUUAGUUCCCCCGCCGUCAACAAAUGACAGCGACGAGGGAACCACACCGUCUUGCCAGCUAGUGUUGACUUGCCGACCUUGCAUCGCCGUCACAUCGAUUGAGAUCAUCAGCAAUGCCAGGCACGUUGAACUGUACGACAAUCUGGACUCGUACUGCUGCACGGUCAGGGGAGAGAGACUGGAAGACGGAGGGGCAGACCAACAGACAGGCCUGGUCUCGUACUUGGCCAACUUGACUGCCGAAGGCCCCUUGCCACUUUGCAGGUUGAAGUUUCUUUCUUUGACCGACAAAUGCCAACUGGCGCUCAGCAGACUUCGGGUGACCACCACAAGGACAGAAGGGGAAUCGUAUCGUAUGACUGGAAGUCGGAGCAUCGAUAUGACCAAAGUGCGGGACAUCAUGUCUACUUUGCAGCAGCCCAUACCAGACAAUGUACAGAGCCUGAUGCAGACAGUGGAACAAUAUCAGAAGAACCAAGCCUCUGUCCUGGAAGAUUUCCAACAGGCAGCGACGGCGCGGCUGACAUCGUCUGGCGAUUCCAAGGCCUCGCUUGCAUCCAACAUGGCCGGGGUUCUCAACGCCUUCUCCAAAGCCACAGCGCUCCAGCAGCAGAUGGCCAGGACUCAGACGACGGGUAACCCUGCUGUCCCUGGCGCUGCCCCAGCGGAUUCUCGCAACCCUCCUCAACCCAGUGACGGAUCGCCUGCCACAGCCCGACCCCCAAGCAUGGACACCUUAGCCAAACUGAUGACGUCAUUUGGCAUGGGAGGGGCGGAGCCUGGGGCUAAGGCCACAGAGGGUGGGGCACUGAGCGAGAAUCCGGACAUGCUCAGUGCACUGCGGGCGAUGUGUAGGGACGUAAGUCACAUGAGGGCAGCAGACAGGGAAGCUGCUGAGAGGUCGUAUGGACCAGAGAGAAGAGGCGAUCGCGAGGAAUGUUCUACUACCCAUGAAAAUGCCAGACAAGUUGACAAAUCCCCCCACCGCAAUGGAAUGGUCGAGCUAGAGCAGAGGCUCAUGGGAUACAUUGCAGCCAGCGAGAAGAGGAUCAUGGGAAGACUGGAUCAACAAAUGGAGCAACUGCGAGACCACGUAGACUUGAGAUUCAACAAACUAGAAUCGUUACUCGAAGGCAGCGGAAGAAACUCCCCAGUGAACGUUGAUACAGGCGUUGAACUCGUGACAGAAGAACUAGACUGAUAUUGUGCUCAGUGUCGACAAACUGAAAUUUUAUUUUACUUUGGUUAAGUUAAAGUGCACUGCACAGAAUUUUUACAAAUUUACACAUAUUUGGAUUGCUGAAUUACAAUUCAAAAUAACUGAAUCGUUUUAAAAGUAGGGUCACUCUUUGUACUUGAAUGCAGAACAUCAACUACAAAUUAAGUUUCUGAAAAUAGUUGACAUAUUUAAAAUAAGGUGACAAAUGCAAAAUAUUAACGACUGAGUUUCUUUUGUUUACCUUCUGUUAACAUAAAGCAAAUACUGAAUCAUGAUAAACUCGAAAAAAAAUUCUAAGUCACAAUAGCUUGGUAUGAAAACAAUUUGCUACCUAUUUUUAUCUCAAUUUCUUUUUGUGUGGGAAAACUGCACAUAUUUUCCAGUUACCUCAUACAAAUAAAAAGCUGCAUGAUGAGUGAAAUUAUUAUUAUUACAUCCGUUUUUAUUUGAUUAGAAAUAAAAAGUUGACCAUAACCUACUUGUGACGGUAAAGUUAGAGCUUGAGGUGUUUAAGUUGGGCCUUGAAGCUGGUUCAUGAUAAGUGUGAGAGUGAAUGCUCAAGCGAUUU
Patiria miniata (bat star) is the source of this 1987-nucleotide messenger RNA. RefSeq lists its product as uncharacterized. The coding region runs from base 55 to 1401 and encodes 448 amino acids. Lineage: Eukaryota; Metazoa; Echinodermata; Asteroidea; Valvatida; Asterinidae. The transcript has 6 exons. The record is from RefSeq and is a predicted model, not a curated record.